Neomonachus schauinslandi (Hawaiian monk seal) is the source of this 2075-nucleotide messenger RNA. RefSeq names its product chromosome 9 C14orf93 homolog (gene C9H14orf93). The coding region runs from base 287 to 1906 and encodes 539 amino acids. The record is from RefSeq and is a predicted model, not a curated record. Lineage: Eukaryota; Metazoa; Chordata; Mammalia; Carnivora; Phocidae. The transcript is spliced from 6 exons.
CCCCCAGCGCCCUGGGAGAGCACGGGAUCCGCAGAUAGAAGAAGGCAUCUCUCCUCUGCAGGCCCAGGCUAGGCAGCCAUGGACAGUGUGCUCCUGCACCGCUUGCCUACUCCUCCUUCACACAGCCCACUGCCUGGUGUCCAGGCUCCUCUGGUGGCCCUCCAUGACACAGGGAAGUGAAUCCAAAGAGGCCAGUGCUUCCUACCCGCCUGGAGUCGGGCCAACUGGGGACACCUUUCGGAGCGGUCCGGCAGUGUGAGCCCAGUUGUUCCUGUGGCCAUCAGCCAUGUCCUUCAGCGCCACCAUCCUCUUCUCCCCUCCGGGUGGCGGCGAGACCAGAUGCUGCUGCUGCGCCUGCAAAAGCGAGACCAGUGCGAGCAGCACGGGCUCCCAGGGCGGGAACCCUCCUGCCAGCACCCCUAUCACGGUGACCGGACAUGGCCUGGCCGUUCAGAGUUCAGAGCAGCUCCUGCACAUUAUCUACCAGCGGGUGGAGAAGGCCGUGGGCCUGGCCGAGGCCGCUCUGGGGCUCGCCCGGGCCAACAACGAAUUGCUCAAACGUCUCCAGGAGGAGGUGGGUGAGCUGAGGCAAGGGAAAGCCUCGGCCCCGGAUGAAGACGGGGACGGCCGGGCGCACGGCUCCCCGCCCGAGGAGCCGGGGCCUCUCAAGGAGAGCCCUGGGGAGGCCUGCAAGGCGGCGGCCGCGGCGGAAGAGGAGUGUGACAGCGUGGGCAGCGGCAUGCAGGUGGUGAUUGAGGAGCUGUGGCAGGUGGGAGCCGCCUCGGCCGUGGGGCCCGAGCCCUUGGGCUUCCCGGCGGCGCAGAGAGACGCGCGGCUCCCGGGGUGCGCCCUGGCGGCCGGCGAGGCGGCCCCGCUGCUCAAUCCCCUGGUGGAUGAUUAUGUGGCCUCUGAGGGUGCAGUACAGCGGGUGCUGGUCCCUGCUUAUGCCAAGCAGCUCUCACCAGCCACACAACUGGCUAUCCAGCGGGCAACCUCAGAGACAGGGCCAGAAAAUGGAAGCAAGCUGCCACCACCCCGCCCCGAGGACAUGCUCAGUGCUGCUGCUGUGCUGGAUGGUGCCUUGGAAGAGUCAGGCCCCGGGGGAACAGGGGAGCUGAGACACUCUCUAGGGUUUACCGCUUCCCCAUGCAGGACCAGAGGGAGUGGGCAGAAGAACUCCAGGCGCAAGCGGGAUCUGGUACUCUCCAAAUUGGUCCACAAUGUGCAUAACCACAUCACCAAUGACAAGAGAUUCAAUGGGUCUGAAAGCAUCAAGUCCUCUUGGAAUAUUUCAGUAGUGAAGUUCCUUCUGGAAAAGCUCAAGCAGGAGCUGGUGACCAGUCCCCACAAUUACACUGAUAAGGAGCUGAAAGGAGCCUGUGUAGCCUACUUUCUCACUAAGAGGCGUGAGUACCGCAACUCCCUGAACCCCUUUAAAGGCCUGAAGGAAAAAGAGGAGAAGAAGCUUCGAAGUCGCAGAUACCGGCUUUUUGCCAACCGAUCCAGCAUCAUGAGGCAUUUUGGACCUGAGGACCAACGCCUGUGGAAGGAUGUGACAGAAGAGCUGAUGUCAGAUGAAGAGGACAGUCUUAAUGAGCCAGGUGUCUGGGUGGCCCGGCCUCCCCGGUUCCGGGCCCAGCGCCUCACAGAGCUCUGCUACCACCUGGAUGCCAACUCUAAGCAUGGCACUAAAGCCAACCGUGUGUAUGGGCCUCCCUCAGACCGAUUACCUUCUGCUGAGGCCCAGCUCCUUCCACCAGAACUUUAUAAUCCUAAUUUUCAAGAAGAGGAAGACGAGGGAGGUGAUGAGAAUGGACCUGUCUCCCCAUCCUUUGACCAACCCCACAAAACCUGCUGUCCUGACUUGAACUCAUUCAUUGAAAUCAAGGUGGAAAAGGAUGAAUGAAAUCUAUAACCAAGAAUAACUCUGGCAUCUGCCACUCCCCAUGUCCCAGGGAUGGGUGGCCAUGGGGCUUCCCAGAUUAACAAGGUGUCCUCUGCAGUCUGAGAAAGCAAAUCUGUCUCUCUUCUUACCACAGUCCCCAAUGGAAGUGGAAGCUGGCAGCUGUGGUGGG